GGAAACUAUAUAUAGAUGCAACGAACAUAAUAUGUGAGUGUUGUACGUAACAUUCAUACCUGUCACACCUUCCUCUAUAAAUUAUUCAACCAUGCAAUCAUCCUUAGAGUCCCAUUGAAUACAGAAAUGGUGAAGUCAAUAGUGUGCAUUGUUCUCGCUCAAUUCUCACUUGCUGCGCUCUUACCUCUUUCUAUGUGUUAUCGAACACAUGAAUGCACAACCGCCUCUCUCUCCCCUUGGUUUUACGAAAACUCCUGCCCAAAAGCACAAGCCAUCGUUCAAUUCUUCGUCGCCAAAGCAUACUCCAUUGACCCUCGCAUGGCUGCCUCACUGCUUAGGCUCCAUUUCCAUGAUUGUUUCGUCAAUGGAUGUGAUGCUUCCGUCCUUUUGGACAGUAGUGGAACCAUAGAAAGCGAGAAACGAUCAACUUCAAAUCAAGACUCUGCUCGAGGUUUCGAAGUCAUUGAUGAGAUUAAGUCUGCCUUGGAAAAUGAAUGUCCUGAAACAGUUUCUUGCGCCGAUAUCUUGGCUCUCGUUGCUAGAGACUCCGUUGUAAUUUGUGAUGGACCGACUUGGGAAGUAUAUCUUGGAAGAAGAGAUGCAAGAGAAGCAAGCUUAAGUGGUUCCAUGGAGAACAUUCCUUCUCCCGACUCCACGUUACAGACAAUUGUCAACAUGUUCAACCUUCAAGGGCUCGAUCUCACCGAUCUUGUUGCCCUCUUAGGGAGUCACACGAUAGGAAACUCGAGGUGCUUGAAUUUCCGACAAAGGUUAUACAACCAUUCUGGAAACAAUGACCCCGACCAGACAUUGAAUCAAAACUACGCCUCUAUGUUGCAGCAGGGAUGUCCGAUUUCGGGGGAGGACCAGAACCUCUUUAAUCUUGACUACGUGACGCCGACUAAGUUUGACAAUUACUACUUCAAGAAUCUGGUGGACUUUAGAGGACUCUUAAACUCUGAUGAGAUUUUGUUCACGCAAAGCAGUGAGUCCAUGGAGCUGGUCAAGCUUUACGCGGAGAAUGAGGAAGCCUUCUUUGAGCAGUUCGCCAAGUCGAUCGUGAAGAUGGGGAACAUCUCACCGUUGACGGGGACGGAUGGUGAGAUCCGGAGGAUCUGCCGGAGGGUUAACCAUGAUGUUUGAGUGAGUUUCGUUAUUGGAUAGUCAUAUAUAUGGGUUUACAUUAGGCUUGAUCUGUGUAAUUUUAUUUUUAAUUUUUAAUUAACUUAUGAUUUAUGAAAGUUUUGU
This is a messenger RNA of Camelina sativa (false flax), 1248 nucleotides long. RefSeq names its product peroxidase 36. Gene Ontology annotation, biological process: response to oxidative stress; hydrogen peroxide catabolic process. The record is from RefSeq and is a predicted model, not a curated record. Gene Ontology annotation, molecular function: peroxidase activity; heme binding. NCBI's taxonomy places the organism in Eukaryota, Viridiplantae, Streptophyta, Magnoliopsida, Brassicales, Brassicaceae.